CCAAUAAACUGUGAAGACGCUGGUUCCAGUAGACGGUAUGUAAUCUAUAUAGUAUAAUCUAUUCACCAUUAUGUUUCCUCUCCUCAAAUGCAUUAUAAUCUGAAUGGAAAUCUGAAAUCUAGACCACAUAAACUGCUAGAACUGCUGAACCACAUUUUUGUAGUGUCCAAAAUACCACUAGUACAUCCACUUUUUCCAGAUCUCCCCAGUGGGACUCCCCAGCUUACUUUGGAGGAUCCCAGCGCGUUCCCAGGCCAGAAGUGACAUAUAAAGUUUGACCAGUGAGUUAAAGGUCUGCCUUGGGGUCUUCUCCCAUUGGGAUAUUCCCAGAAAAUCUCCAAAAGAAGACAUGUUUCGGCUAUGACCCAUAGCUCAAGACCGUAUGAGGUAUGGUGAAGGAACGUAGACCAAUAAAUCAUGACAAUCGAUUCUUUGCUCGGCUCGUUCUUCAGUUUUACAGACUGAGCCCAAACUGUCUCCAACUCUACUCAACCAUCACUCAACAACAAGACACUUAGACUCUCUGUCUUCAGGUAGAGACUAACCCGAAUAGAGAAGCACUCCUUACUGCAAUCUAACACCGUGGCCUCAGACUUACACCCAUCAAGUCACACUAGCGGUGCAGAACAUUAGGAAUGUUACUGUUGAGUCUUGCUUCCUACUACUCACUCACCACUCUUGUCCUUCCAUCCUCAUCCUUGUCUGAUGAAUGCCACACCACUCUCCCUGAACUUCCUCUGUCACUGAGAUCUUCAUCAGGUCAAAGUUCAUCCAAGAGGCCAGAUACGUUACUGGAAAGCCGCCAUGCCUGAAGGUUAGGAGAUGGCGGCGCGGUUCUUACAGUCCAAAGCGCGAGAAGCUGGACGAAGGAGACCUAGCCAGUGGUGAUGGUGGUGAAGUUUGGACAGUGGACUGGCACAGGAAGAGCUUACUGGUGAAUACUGAGCGAUCAACACAGAUAGGAAAAACAAGCUUCACACCUGCUGGCCUGGGUUAAGCCGUGAAACCACAAGCAGAUCUCCUCCAGCCGAUGCAUGCGAAGGUGUGAAAGUCUCCCUUCACAGUGGGACACUGCAACCAACCUCCACUGCCAGAUCACAGUUUGCAACCAUAUCUGUGAGAUAUAAGGCAGACGCUAGAGGAAGUGUGCACUGAAAAAAAAAAAAAGGAGAGACAUAGAAAAGAAAUGAGCAUCGCUGCACACUUCUGCAGCAAGACAGGAAAUAACCUCAAUGCUGGAAAGUUCUUCUCAAAGCGAUGAGGACGAUGAAGAAGAUGGCCUCGCUGCUGAGCGUCUGUGUGUUUCUGCUCUGCUGCUCCGCUGCCGUCGCCUCCCGAGGUUGUGACCAGCUUGUUGCAGUGGGUGAAGACGUCGAUGUUCCUCUGGGAUAUGAACCAAAACCUACUGAUGCUCUAAGGUGGAAGUUUAAUGGCAACAUAAUAUUUUAUAAAAAACGAGGAAGAAUAAUUCAAGGUAAAAAUGAUGAUAUUAAUGAUGAUGGAUCCCUCAAACUGACAAAUCUGAAGCUGGACCAAGAAGGACUUUACACCAGUGAGGUUUUUGAUGGCAAUGGAAGACAAACAUCCUCAAAGAGCACAAAUUUAUGUGUACUGGACCCCGUGAAGAAGCCCACAUUAAAUAUAACCUGUCUGACCUCAGAGGUCGUCUUUACCUGCAGUCAUGAUCCGCAACCUGAUGGUACUAAACACUAUGACACCAUACAUUACAAAUGGCUCCAGAAUGGCAACUUGAUCAGCAAUGCAACAGAAAUCUCUAUGACAAGAAAAGUUGCAGAAACUGAAAACCUGCUCGUUUCCUGUGAGGUUGGCAACGAAGUCAGUUCUGCAACAAGUGACUCUUUGACUCACACCUGCAUUGGUUGUGACCAGCUUGUUGCAGUGGGUGGAGACGUCGAUGUUCCUCUGGGAUACGAACUAAAACCUACUGAUGUUCUGAGGUGGAACUUUAAUGGCAACAUAAUAUUUUUUAAAAAACGAGGAAGAAUAAUUCAAGGUAAAAAUGAUGAUAUUAAUGAUGAUGGAUCCCUCAAACUGACAAAUCUGAAGCUGGACCAAGAAGGACUUUACACCAGUGAGGUUUUUGAUCAAGAUGGAAGAAAAACAUCCUCAAAGAGCACAAAUUUAUGUGUACUGGACCCCGUGAAGAAGCCCACAUUAAAUAUAACCUGUCUGACCUCAGAGGUCGUCUUUACCUGCAGUCAUGAUCCGCAACCUGAUGGUACUAAACACUAUGACACCAUACAUUACAAAUGGCUCCAGAAUGGCAACUUGAUCAGCAAUGCAACAGAAAUCUCUAUGACAAGAAAAGUUGCAGAAACUGAAAACCUGCUCGUUUCCUGUGAGGUUGGCAACCAAGUCAGUUCUGCGACAAGUGACUCUUUGACUCACACCUGCAUUGCUUGUGACCAGCUUGUUGCAGUGGGUGGAGACGUCGAUGUUCCUCUGGGAUACGAACUAAAACCUACUGACGCUCUGAGGUGGAAGUUUAAUGGCAACAUAAUAUUUAAUAAAAAACGAGGAAAACUAAUUCAAGGUAAAAAUGAUGAUAUUAAUGAUGAUGGAUCCCUCAAACUGACAAAUCUGAAGCUGGACCAAGAAGGACUUUACACCAGUGAGGUUUUUAGUCAAGAUGGAAGACAAACAUCCUCAAAGAGCGCAAAUUUAUGUGUACUGGACCCCGUGAAGAAGCCCACAUUAAAUAUAACCUGUCUGACCUCAGAGGUCGUCUUUACCUGCAGUCAUGAUCCGCAACCUGAUGGUACUAAACACUAUGACACCAUACAUUACAAAUGGCUCCAGAAUGGCAACUUGAUCAGCAAUGCAACAGAAAUCUCUAUGACAAGAAAAGUUGCAGAAACUGAGAACCUGCUCGUUUCCUGUGAGGUUGGCAACGAAGUCAGUUCUGCAACAAGUGACUCUUUGACUCACACCUGCAUUGGUUGUGACAAGUACGCUGCAACGGGUCGAAGCUUCAAUGUUCCUCUGGGAUACAAACUGAAAUCUACAGAUACUCUGAAGUGGAGGUUUAAUGAGACAGUAAUAUAUUAUAAAAGACCGUCACGUGUGGUUUCUGGUGAAGCUACUGACAUUACUGAAGAUGGAUCCCUCAAACUGACUAAUCUGAAGAAGGACCAAGAAGGGGUUUACACCGCAGAGAUUUUCGAUAGCAAUGGAAAAUUACUGAAAACAGUGAAAACACACUUAUGUAUAAAAGAUCCUGUGAAGAAGCCUGCAGUGAAAGCAGAAUGUAAAGAAGAAGAAAACAAAGUGAUCUUUAAAUGCGUUACUGAUAAGACACCCAAGUCUGAAAUCAAAAAGUACCAAUGGCUUCGGAACAACGUCCAGAUGGACAAAACGUUUCAGACUUUUACGUUGACGGCUGCAGAAACUAAAGACAUCAAAUUUGCUUGCAACAUUUCCAAUGAUGUCAGUUUUGAGAUCAGUGAGCCUGUCACUCAUAAUUGUGGUGAAAUAAGUUGCCUAGGUCUCCCAGGUCUCCCAGAUGAAUUGUGGGGAAUAUGUACCUGGGUUUUUUUAGGUGGUGGAGGAGGUAUCGUUUUAUUGCUGAUCAUCAUUGUCAUUGUUUGCUGCAUCCGAACUAGGCGAACAAGGAAACUACGCCUGAAGGAUGAGGAGGAGCUCCGUUUGGAGUGGACCAACACCAGUCACCAUCCCAACCAUCCGCCUCUUCCUGACCAUCCUCCUCCUCAUCAUCCCAACCGUCACCAUCAUCAUCAUCACCACCAGCAGCAGCAGCAGCAACAAGAGCAGCAACAGGCACCAGGCAACACCGGCCCUCGAAAGAGCCGCUCCAAGCAAAACCUCCAACCUAGAGCCCGAGCCCCUGAACCCAACGCCCAACCCCAGCCCAGCCCCCGGAGAACCGGACAGGCACAGAAACCUGCUAGUGACGCCGAUGACGAGCAGCCUCCUCCUCUUCCUCAGCCCAGGAAGAAAGGCCCCAAAACUCAACUAGAUUAAAAAUCAUCCGAGAUAAAGUUAGACACAGACGUUUUAUUCCUCCUGAUUUUCUGGGCUGCUCCACUUCAGGUUUAUUUGUGUGUGUGUGUGUGUGUAGGCGUGUGUGCGUGUGCGUGUGUGUGUGUGUGUUCAAACUAAAAAAAAAACUUCAGUUCGUGCAGAUUAACCAACUACAACCUGCGAUAUCGUUGAAAAGUUUUAACGCUGAACUCAAACUAAACAUGUUCAAACUCUUUCUGACUUCUACUAAAAUGUCGCUUUUGAUAUUUUCUAUAGAGGAUAAAUCAACUUUCCCAUGUACUGAUGGGAACUUCCUGUCAACUGGCUGAAAAACUUGACAAACUUUACUGUCUCACUUCAAGGCACUUAUUAAAUAAGAGUUAAAUACCUUUUCUGACAGAGUUAAAUACCGUCAGAACGGUAAACAACUGCAUCAUCAGCGUAGAGGUGAACAUUUGAAACGAGAGCUUUAAUGUAGGUGAUAAAAACACUGUGGGCUAAGGCCUGACCCGUGAGGGACGCCCAUUAAAAUAAUCAGCAACCAACAAAUGUAACCAUCUGCCUGUACAUAUUCAGAUGCACUGCACAAUUAGUUGUGUAAUUCCUACAUUAAAAGAGUCUUUGCAUCAAUAAGUUCAGUCCAUGUAACUAAAAUAACAGUAAUAAAUGACAUGAAUAGCAUCAUAUAUUUUAAUAUGCUAGAUUACUUUUUCAGUAUUCUGAAUUUUCUGUAUAUUUGAAACUGAUAGUGUUGUUUUUGACUGAAGUGUAUUUUCUGGAUACAUUUUUCAGUUGCUGCGUCAAACUGUGUGAGAGUUUCUUUGUCUGAGCGUAAAAAAAAAAAAAUGUUGUCAUAUAACUAAUGAAUUCUGUUUACUUUAAGACAAACUCCUCUCAGUCCAAGAAAUACUAUCACGGAGCGCAUCAUGUGUUUAGUUUGCAAAUGGUGGUCAACAGUAGAGACAGGCGGCUAAAUUCACUCUUUGAUGCGUGAAAAUUUGGAAGUCUGAAUGUUCUUUUUAAAAAACUAAACUCUUUAUAAUUUUUUUUAUUAUUGUAUUUUUUUAGGAAAACAAAUGUUGCAUUUGAAAACUUGUGAUGUUUGGCAUAAACUGUUCUGACGUCUUCUGGGAUUAUUGGAGCGCUUCCAUUUAGCCAAGCUAUCUAAGUUCAGUUGAACUUUGUCUUUGUUUGCUUCUGUUUUCUAUUUAAAUGCCGCUUGUGGUGCACAUUAAGGUACAUUAAGGUUGUUCCUAGUUUUCCCACAUGAUGAAAUAAUGAGUUACCUGCCUUUAUCUGGUGAUACUUGUUGUUAUAUACAAACGACAAAAGGAUCUCAACCUCCAUUAUUUAUCUUUAUUGUCUUUGUUCCAUCAUUGCAUGCUGUAAUUGUUUUUGUAAAAGUACAAAAAUAUUAAAAAUAUAUAUUUACCUAUA
Gambusia affinis (western mosquitofish) is the source of this 5439-nucleotide messenger RNA. Its product is annotated as muscle M-line assembly protein unc-89-like. The coding region runs from base 1258 to 4002 and encodes 914 amino acids. The transcript has 21 exons. NCBI's taxonomy places the organism in Eukaryota, Metazoa, Chordata, Actinopteri, Cyprinodontiformes, Poeciliidae. The record is from RefSeq and is a predicted model, not a curated record.